UGGGGGGCGGCGCCUGGCGCUAGCCGGCGCCUCUUCGCCGCCGCGCCUCCGCCUUCCGCCGUUACCACGGCAACGGAGUGGUCGGCGGAGCGGGGAGCCCGGGCUCGGCGGCAGGAUGAUGCUCUCCCGGGCCAAGCCGGCUGUGGGGGGCGCCCCGCCGCCGGGAGACCGGCGGAGGAAGAAAGGGAAGAAGGUGCCGCAGCUGGAGGAGCUCCUGGCCCUGCGGGACUUCACUGGCGCCAUCGCCUUGCUGGAGUUCAAGCGGCAAGUGGGGGAGCAGGAGGAGGAUGCCGACCUGUGGAUUGGGUACUCUGCCUUUCACCUGGGCGACUACAAGAGAGCACUGGAGGAAUAUGAGGCUUUGACCAAGAAACCAGCUUGCAAUCCCAGUGUUUGGGUGAACCUUGCCUGUACCUACUUUUUCCUGGGGAUGUAUACACAAGCUGAACAAGCAGCCUUGAAAGCACCUAAGAGUCGGCUCCAGAACCGUUUACUCUUUCACCUGGCACAUAAGUUCAGUGAUGAGAAGAAACUGAUGAGCUUUCACCAGAAUCUGCAAGACAUUACAGAAGAUCAACUUAGCUUGGCAUCUAUUCACUAUAUGCGGUCCCACUACCAAGAAGCUAUUGACAUCUACAAACGCAUUCUUCUUGAUAAUCGGGAAUACCUGGCUCUGAAUGUGUAUGUGGCCCUAUGCUAUUACAAGCUGGAUUACUAUGAUGUAUCACAGGAAGUGCUUGCUGUUUACCUUCAGCAAGUUCCUGACAGCACCAUUGCUCUUAACCUUAAGGCUUGUAACCAUUUCCGACUUUACAAUGGGAAGGCUGCUGAGGCAGAGCUCAAGAGCUUGACGGAUAGUGCCUCAUCUUCUUUUGAGUUUGCCAAGGAGCUCAUUAAGCACAAUCUGGUGGUGUUCCGAGGAGGAGAAGGGGCUUUGCAGGUCCUGCCUCCUCUGGUUGAUGUUAUUCCUGAGGCCAGACUAAAUCUUGUGAUUUACUAUCUCCGGCAAGAUGAUGUGCAGGAGGCUUAUAACCUGAUUAAGGACCUGGAACCUACAACUUCACAGGAGUACAUCCUAAAGGGAGUGGUAAAUGCAGCACUUGGACAAGAAAUAGGCUCGAGAGAUCAUCUGAAAAUUGCUCAGCAGUUCUUCCAGUUGGUGGGUAGAUCAGCCAGUGAAUGUGAUACCAUUCCAGGGAGACAGUGCAUGGCCUCCUGCUUCUUUCUGCUUAGACAGUUUGGUGAUGUCCUGACUUACCUCAAUUCAGUCAAGGGAGAAGGUGCCUGUAAGCAACGCUUGCGCUUAAGGAAGCCGUAUUACAAGAGUUACUUCUACAAUGAUGACACUUUUAACUUUAACUACGCCCAAGCCAAAGCUGCCAUGGGCAAUUCUAGUGAGGCUGAAGAGGUGUUCCUUUUGAUCCAGAGCGAGAAGAUAAAGAAUGAUUUUGUUUACCUUAGCUGGCUAGCUCGCUGCUAUAUUAAGAAUAAGAAACCACAGCUGGCUUGGAAGCUUUAUUUGAAGAUGGAGACCUCAGGGGAAUCCUUUAGUCUUUUGCAGCUCAUUGCAAAUGAUUGCUACAAAAUGGGUCAGUUUUACUACUCAGCGAAAGCAUUUGAUGUUCUGGAGAGACUGGACAGUAAUCCUGAAUACUGGGAAGGCAAGAGAGGUGCUUGUGUGGGUGUCUUUCAAAUGAUCUUAGCUGGCAGAGAAGCAAAAUAUUCAGCUGUGAUGCCAGAUGGCCAUUCUGCCCUGGCCAAAGUUGCUGUUUGUACAUGACUGGAAGAGAGACUUUACGAGAAGUGCUGCAUCUUCUGAGGAGCACUGGUAAUCCUCAAGUAGAAUACAUUAUCCGCAUAAUGAAAAAGUGGGCCAAGGAGAACAGAGUCCCUGUCUAAGUCAGUGUCAUCAAAAGAACUGGGUCAGUUACUAUUUUGUGUGUGGCUGUUAUGAUGUGGAUCAUGGUUCCUCCUGUGCAUUCUGGGUAUUUCCUUCUUUGGAGGUACAUCUUUAGGACAUCAGGCAUGUUGACCCAGUCUACAGCUGAGCAAAGAGCAUACUGCAGUGAGAUUGCAUAACAUUCAGCAAGUAAUCUUUUUCAUUAAAGCUUUAUUUUAGAAGGAAAGGUAUUGAAUUCCUUUCUCCCUUCAGCAGAAUCCUACUGUUUCACCAAUCUCUAUUCCUCAUUCAAGGUUUCUCAAUUUUUUCAUAAUUCCAGUCAUCCACAAAUCAAAGCGUUCCUCAGAUGUUCCCCAGACUUUCUGCACCAGUUACUGGAUUCUGUUGUGUUUUUCAGUAAAUCUUCUGGCCUCCAGAAAAGGAUCAUUUGUUAAAAGACUGAGACAAAUCUACUUCAGCCGGUGAUGGAGUGUGGCAAGUAGAGAGGAGGAGAAUUGUGACAAUGGAAGGCCAGUACUAGGAUAUCAAAUAAUACAAGUAGGUUUUUAUAUAUUCCCUGCCUGAGGUAAAGUGGAAAUCUUAGUCUGCACACCAUCCUUUUCUGGAGAAAUCUCAAUAACUAGUAACUUCAUCUCUCUCUCAAUUUUGUCUAGAAGCAUCUGUUCUCUCUUACAAUUAAUUCUGAAGGUGAGAGUUAAUCAGCCCCAAAUGUCAAGCUCCAAAGUGGCUUAUUUGCUUUCUAGGUUGGUAACAAAACAUGAUGGUACCUUUUCUUUCAGAGCAUGGAGGACUGUCUGGAUUGUUCAGUCUUGCUUGAAGUUUGACCCUAAAGCAUUUAUCCAUGUUAAUAUAAUUCAUGUGAAUAAUCCCUUUAGUGUACCAAUCUGAUGGAUAAAAGAAUUGUAUGUUUAGAAUCAUUUUCUUCAACAGUUUCCACCGUAGUUAGCAAUACAUUCAUUAUAUUGUUGGUGACAAGUACUCUCCUGUUUCCUAAGGAGAACAGUUUAGGGAACACACAAUCCUAAAAGAAGGCAAGAGUUGUAACAUAGAAAUGUAUUAUAUGGUUUGCAAUGAGCAAUAUUUGUAUAUUAUUUGUAAGAUGAAAAUUUGCCUUUCUUAUGAAGUAUUUUUAUAUCUUUGAGGGAGGGAACUUUUCAGAAUACUGUAUUCUGGCUGUGCUUUGAUUAAAGCUCUUAUGUGGAUGUACAAUAGAACGUC
Molecule: messenger RNA, 3118 nt
Organism: Dromaius novaehollandiae (emu)
Lineage: Eukaryota; Metazoa; Chordata; Aves; Casuariiformes; Dromaiidae
Gene: IFT56
Product: intraflagellar transport 56
Exons: 20
Coding region: 116-1780 (554 amino acids)
Biological process (GO): intraciliary anterograde transport; intraciliary transport involved in cilium assembly
Cellular component (GO): intraciliary transport particle B; ciliary base; ciliary basal body
Molecular function (GO): intraciliary transport particle B binding; protein binding
Source: RefSeq, a predicted model, not a curated record